Molecule: messenger RNA, 1473 nt
Organism: Branchiostoma belcheri (Belcher's lancelet)
Lineage: Eukaryota; Metazoa; Chordata; Leptocardii; Amphioxiformes; Branchiostomatidae
Product: UPF0568 protein C14orf166 homolog
Exons: 8
Coding region: 189-1061 (290 amino acids)
Biological process (GO): tRNA splicing, via endonucleolytic cleavage and ligation
Cellular component (GO): tRNA-splicing ligase complex
Molecular function (GO): RNA binding
Source: RefSeq, a predicted model, not a curated record
UCCAAGCAGAUCCCUAUCCAUUUAUAGCCAGAGAAAGGUCGCCGGCCACCGACGGGUGGGGGUACCGACAAAAAGGGCCAUAUAUAAAAAAAAUUAACGAUCAUUCCCCCACAACCUCUGCUUGUAGAGUAGAUGCUGAGCACGAGGACAUCAAGGGCAAUCAAGAUGUAAAUUUCCCGCCAGAUUCUAUGCGCAAAGCAUGCCGGUCCCAGGUCUUGUCAGCCGUGUCCGGGAGUGUUCGCUGUCGUCUGCAACCCAAGGGGGAUUCUGGAUUGGGCUCGUAUAAUUUUCUCGUUUUUAGGUUAUCGUUCAAAACCCACAACAUGUUCCGCAGGAAACUCGCAGCUCUAGAAUACCACCAACCGAACAGUUUUAACAUUGCAGAUGAGGCACAAUUCCGAAAUAUGAUAGUUUGGCUUGAGGACCAGAAGGUGCGACACUACAAAAUAGAAGACAGAGCAAAUCUACGUAACAUUCAGAGUGCAGACUGGCCAACAGCAUUCAAACAGUAUUUAGAGGAGCUAGCAUGUCCUGUUAACCAUGGAGACAAAAGUGCUGUGAUGGACUGGCUGCUGGGUUAUGCUGUGAGGCUGGAGUAUGGUGAUAAUGUGGAAAAGUACAGACAAGUGAAGGCAGCCAGUGUUCAAAAGACUCCCAUGCCAGCACCCAGCGCAGAUGUCCUGGGCAGCAUAGAUCCAAGCAGUGCAGACUUCAGAGCAGGUGUGGCUUCACUGGCCCAACUCUUACAGAUCCCCCAACAUGAAGACCAACUCAUGUUACUUAAGGCCAUACGUAAGCUUAUACAGGAAAAACUGUCCAAAGAAGCAAUUGCUGAAUCACAGAACAAGAAGACUGAGGGGGUUCCCAUCCUUCUGCAGGACCUAGAUGCUGGUUUUGACACAGGAGAUCCUGCUGUGAAUGAGGCUGCUAAGAUCUUGCGGCUGCUUCACAUCCAUGAGCUGAGGGAUCUGCAGACUAAGAUCAACGAGGCCAUCGUGUCCGUUCAGGCCAUCACGGCAAACCCCAAGACAGACCAGGCUCUGGGGAAGGUGGGCAGGUGAUGUAGCUGGACAGGUGUUGCUGUGCGCACCUGCAUCACAACCCAGCAGCUGUCUUACAAAGACAACAGCAAUGGUACUAACAGACUUGUAAAGCAACUGCAACCUUAUACGACAGUAAUAGUCACAGCAGCUUUGAGGAUACUGGCAGUCAAAGGUUUCACGAGAUCAUAGUCAAUCAGACUGUACUUUAAGGCCCUUUCACGUGCAAACUCUUUGGGUCAUAAAUGUAUGAAUUGGGUCAUAAAUGUAUGAAUGGACUGUCACUGGAACUAGAGAGGUAACUUUGAAAGUUGCAAAGUGUGUCUAGUGUCAACCAAUUAACUAGUUGUUGUACAACUAGAAAUGUUCUUAGUCCAUUGACCUCUUGUACAAUGUAUGUGAGAGGGGUUUAAGUCUCAUAAUUAAAUCUUGU